Messenger RNA from Acanthosepion pharaonis, 975 nucleotides. Lineage: Eukaryota; Metazoa; Mollusca; Cephalopoda; Sepiida; Sepiidae. The record is from the annotation of a GenBank genome assembly.
AUGUAUGUAUGCGCCGGGACGUGUUUUUGCUGUUUCUGUUUUUCCUUUUCUUCUUCUUCGAGCGCUUUUUUCAGUUUCGUUACUUUUACAUUUUCCGUCUCUAACCAAAAUAUAUAUUUUUUUUUUUUUGCUCUUUUUCUUGUUACCCUGCUUUAUCUCCUAUACAUCUUCUUCUUCUUCUUCUUCUUCUUCUUCUUCUUCUUCUUCUUCUUCUUCUUCUUCUAUCAUCCGUUUAAACCUUUUUUUCUAUUUGAUUUGGAUUUUUAUUAUUGUUGCUAUCUUCCUUUUCCAUCUCUGCAUCUCUUCUUCCUACUCCACGUCUUCUUUACUUUCUCUUUCUCCUCAACCUUUUGUUCUUCUCCUCCUCCUCCUCCUCCUCCUCCUCCUCCCUCCUCCUCAUCCUUUUCUCCUUGUUCUUAUCUUCUUCGUUUUCCUAUUUCUUACUAUUGGUUCUUUUCCAUUCUUUUCCUUCUCCUUCUUUUUUACCUUCUUCUUCUUCUUCUUCUUCUUCUCUUCCUCCCCCUCCUACUCCCCCUCUUCAUCUUCUUCUUCUUCUUCUCUUUCUACUCCUCCCCCUUCUUCUUCUUCUCUUCCCCCCUUCCUCCUCCCUUCUUCUUCUUCUUCUCUUCCUCCCCCUCCUCCUCCUUUUUCUUCUUCUUCUUCUUCUUCUUCUUCUUCUUCUUCUUCUUCUUUUCCCUAGAAGGUGUGUCAGUACAAGGUGAUCGAAAGCUUCCUCCUCUUCUUUCUUUUUUUUUGUUUGCUUCUUCUUUUUCUUGCUUCUUCUUCUUCUUUUUUUCUUCUUCUUCUUCUUCUUCUUCUUCUUCUUCUUCUUCUUCUUCCGUGUGGAUUCUUUUAGCAGAAUAUUAUUGUUAUUGCUAUCUUUUUUUCCACCUCCAUCUUUCUCUCUUCUUCUUCUUCUUCUUCUUCUCCUUCUUCUUCUUCUUCUUCUUCUUCAUUGAUAUCAUCGUCUACUAA